GAGGACCUGGCGGAGCUGCAGUGCCGCCUGCAGCGGGUGAAGGCGCUGGCCCAGUUGGCCCAGUUGCCCCCAGUCCCUGCUGGGAGCAGCACGGAGCUGCGCAGCAGGGAGCUGCGGAGCCGUCUGGAGCGAGUGCGGCAGCUGGAGCUGGGGAUCCGGGAGAAGGCGGCGGGAAGAGGAACGGGGGACACCGGGGUGGCAGCUCCUGCUGCAGAGCCGGGCAGCGGGAAGGUCCCCGCGUACCAGCGGUUCCACAGCCUCGCUCAGGACCUGCCCCCAGGGCUGACACUGCCCUACAAGUUCAGGGUGCUGGCGGAGAUGUUCCGCAGCGUGGACACCAUCGCUGGGAUGCUCUUCAACCGCGCCGAGACCGUCACCUUUGCCAAGGUCAAGCAGGGGGUGCAGGACAUGAUGCGCAAGCAGUUUGAGGAGCGGCACAUGGGGCAGAUCAAGGCAGUUUACCCCACGUCAUACAGGCUGCGCCAGGAGAAGAACAUCCCCACCUUCAGCAAUGGCUUGAAGAAGUCUGACUACCAGCUCACGCUGGAACCGGUGCUGGAGGAAGAGGAGAAGGUGAACGGCCGCCCCCACUUGUCGGCGUCGCGCCUGCUGGAGCGCAGGAGGCAGUUCCACCACAACCUGCUGGACAUCGUCAGGCAGCACCACAAGGCGUUCCUGGCCGCCCUCAGCCCUCCCAUGGUGGUGCCAGAGGAGAAGCUGACCCGCUGGCACCCCCGCUUCAACGUGGAUGAGGUGCCAGACAUCAGCCCGGCAGAGCUGCCACGGCCCCCCCAGGAGGACAGGCUCACCACGGCCCAGGAGGUGCUGAGCAAGGCUCGGGGGGUGCUGACCCCCCAGGGGAGAGGGGUCGUGGCUGAGAAGAAGCAGGCCCUCACCAUGGAGGUGGCCUGUGGCCUCAUGGCCGACAGCUACGACGUGCAGAUGUCCUCCGGUGAGAUGGAGGAACACUUGAGGCUCUUUGCGGAGCUGGUGCCCGACUGGGUGGGGAUCCACACCUUGAGGACAGACACCUACAUCAAACUGGACAAAGGGAUGGACCUCGGCCUCGUCACCGAGAGGCUCACCAAGGCAGCAAAGGAGGCAGAAGCCCUCUGA
This is a messenger RNA of Merops nubicus (carmine bee-eater), 1116 nucleotides long. It is a transcript of the gene CDT1, whose product is annotated as chromatin licensing and DNA replication factor 1. The annotation marks the transcript as partial. The record is from RefSeq and is a predicted model, not a curated record. Gene Ontology annotation, cellular component: nucleus. Lineage: Eukaryota; Metazoa; Chordata; Aves; Coraciiformes; Meropidae. Gene Ontology annotation, biological process: regulation of DNA-templated DNA replication initiation; DNA replication checkpoint signaling; DNA replication preinitiation complex assembly. The transcript is spliced from 7 exons. Gene Ontology annotation, molecular function: DNA polymerase binding; DNA binding.